Messenger RNA from Sphaerulina musiva SO2202, 1233 nucleotides. RefSeq names its product HIT-like protein. The transcript has a single exon. Gene Ontology annotation, biological process: deadenylation-dependent decapping of nuclear-transcribed mRNA. Gene Ontology annotation, molecular function: hydrolase activity; RNA 7-methylguanosine cap binding. Lineage: Eukaryota; Fungi; Ascomycota; Dothideomycetes; Mycosphaerellales; Mycosphaerellaceae. Gene Ontology annotation, cellular component: nucleus; P-body. The record is from RefSeq and is a predicted model, not a curated record. Bases 124 to 867 code for a protein of 247 amino acids.
CCAGCUCUUCUCUUGGCAGAAAGAGCGGCUUUUCCCAUAGACAACAAUGUCUAUCUCACAUCUUUCUCCCAACUUCUGUCAAACGUGCAAAAUUUGGGAGAGAAUGAUAUCUACCGAUGGUAUAUGGCGAAUGCUUCCGCCUCCAUGGACACACAGGCUCAAACACCCCCGCCAGAUCUCAAGAUCAAUCUCAUCUGGCCUGCCACCGAGAAGCAUUUUAAAAAGUACUCGUUUCAGCAAAUGCGAGUCGUCACCGAAACUCCGGAAAUCUACGAGAAGUUUGUCAGACCUUACAUGAGCUUGUGUAGGGAGGAAGGUCAGCUGAAUUGGGUACUCAACAUCUUGGAAGGGAGGAAAGAGCAAGAAAACGUACUCUACAGAUCCAAGGAGCAGGAUGUCAAAGAUGACUUUUUGUUGUUGCCGGACUUGAACUGGGAUCGUAAAACGAUUGGCUCCCUUCAUCUCCUCGCUCUUGUGGAAAGACGAGACAUCUGGUCUGUCCGCGAUCUCAAACAGAAAGAUGCGGCAUGGUUGAGGCUGCUACGGAAAACGAUCACGGAUGCGACUGUGAAACUUUACCCUGGAGUAGAGAUUGAUAUGCUGAAGUUUUAUAUUCAUUACCAGCCGACAUAUUACCACUUUCACAUCCAUGUUGUGCAUGUGGAUUUGGAUGCUACGGGGACGCAGGCUGUGGGGAAAGCGUUGGGCUUGGACAAUAUCAUCUCUCAAUUAGAGUGGAUGCGCGAUGGAGAGCAGUCGGGAAUGCAUCAGGUAGAGUUGAGCUAUACGGUGGGAGAGGAGAGUGAAUUGUGGCAGAAAAUCUAUUUGCCACUCAAGAAAGGGACGGAGCCGGAGAUUGAAGGUUAAGAGGCAGGUAGGUGGCUGUUGAGAUGGAAGUUACGUGAGGCAGAGUUGGGGGCAUACAAGAUGGGAACUGGAUGCGACCAGCACCAGCUGUACUACUUCGACCCGGAGAGAAGGGGUAGUCUGAAGACCAUUGUGAUGUCUGCAUCCGAGUGAUGGUCUCGAGAUACAACUCAUUUGGACAACACUGGACAGGAAAUCCAUCAGGAAUUGAGACACAAAUACCCAUGACUCGAGCAAACAUGUUUGCAGCUACAAAGUGUGAUGGGUCGCCACUGGACAUCGUCGCCGCAUACACUCGGGUAUCUCACUCGCCGGAUGCAUCAUGGUAUAUUGUCUCCACAGCAGCGUAUAUACAAAUCAAACGCG